Molossus molossus (Pallas's mastiff bat) is the source of this 2217-nucleotide messenger RNA. RefSeq names its product leucine rich repeat neuronal 4 (gene LRRN4). The transcript is spliced from 4 exons. Gene Ontology annotation, molecular function: protein binding. Lineage: Eukaryota; Metazoa; Chordata; Mammalia; Chiroptera; Molossidae. The coding region runs from base 1 to 2217 and encodes 738 amino acids. The record is from RefSeq and is a predicted model, not a curated record.
AUGUGGUUGGCCCUGCUGCUGCUGCUGCUGCCCACGGCGCUGCGCCUGAGCCUGGCAGGGCCUCUCCAGGAGAGUGUCCUCCUUUUCCGGCUCACUCAGCAGGGUCCCUGGGGAAGCGGGACCAGCAACGCCACCGGCUCGCCCUGCGAGGGGCUCUUUCUCACGGGGGCCACGACCUUGACCCUGGAGAACCGCAACCUGAAGCACCUGCCGGGCUGCCUGCCCCGCGCGCUGCGCAGCCUAGACGGCAGCCACAACCUGCUGAGCGCCCUGGGAGCGUCGGAGCUCGGCCACCUGCCGCAGCUGCAGGAGCUGACGCUGCGCCACAACCGCAUCAGCGCGCUGAGCUGGGGCCCCGGCUGGCCCCCGGAGCUGCACGCACUGGACCUCAGCAACAACCAGCUGGUCGCCCUGCCGCCGUGCGCCAGGCCCGCGCUGGGCAGCCUCCGAGCGCUGGAGCUCUCCGGGAACCCCCUGCAGGAGGUGCAGCCCGGGGCCUUUGAUUGCUUUCCCGCCCUGCGUCUGCUCAACCUCUCCGACACCGCGCUGGGCAGCGGCGCCCAGGUGGGCAUCGCUGACGCCACCUUCGCGCCCCUGGCCACUCUCGAGGUCCUGGACCUCAGCGGCACGCUCCUCAAGCAGGUUCAGUCUGGGUGGAUCAGAGACCUGCCCAAGCUCACGUCCCUCUACCUGAGGAAGAUGCCCAGGCUGAAGAGCCUGGAGGGGGACAUUUUCAAAAUGACCCCUGACCUACAACAGCUGGAUUGUCAAGAUUCCCCAGCACUUACCUCUGUCCAGACACACAUCUUCCAAGACACUCCCCGCCUACAGCUCCUUCUGCUCCAGAACUGCAACUUGAGUUCCUUCCCUCCUUGGACCCUGCAUUCCUCCCAGGUCCUAUCCAUCAACCUCUUUGGCAACCCCCUCACUUGCAGCUGUGAGUUGUCCUGGCUCCUCAUGGAUACAAAGAGGACAGUCCUACGCAGGGCAGCAGACACUGUGUGCGCACCAGCUGCAGGCUCCGGCGGGGCCUUCUCAGCCUCUCUCCUGCUGUCCCAGCUACCCAGUGUGUGCCACUGGGCCCAGAGCACCACCCUCCUUGACUCCAACCCACCCUCCUCUGGCUGCUCCACCCACACACCACCUACACAGGGUCCUUUCACCCCGCAGAGCACAGCCCUUUCCACUCAAGCUGUGGGAGGCCGACAGAGCGUCACAGAGGCCCUCUCCCACCCUGUGGGUACCCUCUCACAAGCUGUAUGGUUGCACAGCAGUGUUGGGGCUGGGGCCACCGCCUCCACGACCAUCCCUACAGCAGGUCCCAGAAGCUCCAGUGGUCCACCCAGGUCUGCAAGCACAGCCGAGACAGAGCACGGAGAACAUGCUGCCCGGCUUGUCCCUGACCCUAACAUCUCAGCUUCCUCCACCCCACCGGCCAGCAAACAACUUGGUCUCUUCCUUGCCUCCCGGAACCCACUGAACACACCCCAGCACAACUGGACGACACAGGCCACCCCGCAGGCUCCCCACCCAAGUCCUUCUGAGGGUGAAAUUCCAAUCUUGAAUUUGGACGACUACAGUGAGGAGGAGGAGGAGCGGAAGGCGGAGAAGGUGGGAGCGCCUCCCCGGGAUGUCGCCUGUGACUAUCACCCUUGUAAGCACCUCCAGACCCCCUGUGCAGAGCUGCAGAGGCGCCAGUCGUGCCGGUGCCCCGGCCUCAGCCAGGAAGACACUGUCCCAGACCCUCCCAAGCUGCAGGGGGUGUCGGAGACCACCGACACGUCCGCGCUUGUCCACUGGUGCGCCCCUAACUCGGUGGUGCGCAGCUACCAGAUCAGCUACUCUCCGGAGGGCUGGCCGGGGAACCAAUCGGUGGUAGGGGACAUCUAUGCCACCGCCAGGCAGCACCCCCUGUACGGGCUGUCGCCCGGCACCACGUACCACGUGUGCGUUCUGGCGUCCAACAGGGCGGGGCUGAGCCAACCGCGGGCCUCGGCCGCGAGGGGUCCGUGCGCCACCUUCACCACCAAGCCCAGCUUCGUGCUCAUCUUCGCCGGGCUGUGCGCUGCCAGCGGCCUGCUGCUCCUCAGCACCCUGCUGCUGUCCGCCUGUCUCUGCUGGCGGCGCCGCAGGCCGCACAGGCAGGGCGACACGCACCUGGUGGCCUACAAGAACCCAGCCUUUGACUACCCGCUGAAGCUCCAGACCUUUACUUAG